Molecule: messenger RNA, 2532 nt
Organism: Alexandromys fortis (reed vole)
Lineage: Eukaryota; Metazoa; Chordata; Mammalia; Rodentia; Cricetidae
Gene: Mx1
Product: MX dynamin like GTPase 1
Exons: 14
Coding region: 197-2200 (667 amino acids)
Biological process (GO): defense response to virus
Cellular component (GO): cytoplasm; nucleus; microtubule
Molecular function (GO): GTPase activity; GTP binding; microtubule binding
Source: RefSeq, a predicted model, not a curated record
UAUGCAAUUUCCACAACUUAGGACCCAGCCAAGCCAUCCCCCUCCCACUCUGUGAUGAGUUUCAUUUCUGAUCUCUGUUUUUGAGGGGCGAUUUCACUAAGUUUCAGUUCUCCCUGGGAAGUGGGAGGAGCCAGCACUAUUUAAAAGAUUGGAGUCGGCAACUGAACUCUCAUGCUGAGCAGUGUCCCCGGAGUGUAUGCCCAGGAAGAAGAAAUCAAAGAUGGUUCUUAGCACAGAAGAAUCUGGAAACCCUGCUUCAGUCACCUUACCCAGUGACCAAUUGCCCAAUGGAGAGACUGGCCUAGAAGAGAAAAACCAGGACUCUGUGAACAACCUCUGCAUGCAGUAUGAGGAGAAGGUGCGGCCCUGCAUUGACCUCAUCGACUCCCUGCGGGCCCUGGGCGUGGAGCAGGACCUGGCCCUGCCUGCCAUAGCAGUCAUUGGGGACCAGAGCUCAGGGAAGAGCUCUGUGCUGGAAGCACUUUCAGGAGUGGCCCUCCCCAGAGGCAGCGGUAUCGUCACCAGGUGCCCUCUGGUGCUGAAACUGAGGAAGUCGGAACCAGGAGAGGAGUGGAGAGGCAAGGUCAUUUAUGACGACAUUGAAGUGGAGCUCUCAGAUCCCUCCCAGGUGGAAGAGGCCAUCAACAAAGGCCAGAACUUUAUUGCUGGGGUAGGGCUGGGAAUCAGUGAUAAACUCAUUAGCCUGGAUGUCAGCUCCCCAAAUGUCCCGGACCUGACCCUGAUUGACCUGCCUGGGAUCACCAGGGUGGCUGUGGGCAACCAGCCUGCAGACAUCGGACAGCAGAUCAAAAGACUCAUCAAGAUGUACAUCCAGAAACAGGAGACCAUCAACCUGGUGGUGGUCCCCAGUAAUGUGGACAUUGCCACCACAGAGGCACUGAGCAUGGCUCAGGAGGUGGACCCUGACGGGGACAGGACCAUAGGGAUCUUGACCAAGCCCGAUCUGGUUGACAGAGGUACUGAAGACAAAGUUGUUGAUGUGGUGCGGAACCUGGUGUACCACCUGAAGAAGGGCUACAUGGUGGUCAAGUGCAGGGGUCAGCAGGACAUCCAGAAUCAGCUGAGCCUGACUGAGGCCCUUGAGAAGGAGCAAGUCUUUUUCAAGGAGCACCCUCACUUCAGUGUUCUUCUGGAGGAUGGGAAGGCCACCGUGCCCUGUCUGGCAGAGAGACUGACCACGGAGCUCAUCGCACACAUCUGUAAAUCUCUGCCUUUGUUAGAAAAUCAAAUAAAGAAGUGUUACCAGGCUGCAAGCGAGGAGCUGCAGAAGUAUGGUGCAGACAUACCAGAAGAUGACGACGGGAAAACGUUCUUCCUGAUCGAUAAAAUCAAUGCUUUUAACCAGGACAUCACUGCCUUAGUACAAGGGGAGGAGAAUGUGGGGGAGGAGGAAUCUCGCCUGUUCAACAAGAUCCGAGGGGAGUUCUUCUCGUGGAGUAAGGAGAUCGAAAAACAUUUCCAAAGCGGUUAUGAUAUUUUAUAUAAUGAAGUCUGGAAAUUUGAAAAGCAGUAUCGAGGCCGGGAGCUGCCAGGCUUUGUGAACUACAAAACGUUUGAGAACAUCAUAAGAAGCCAAAUCAGAGUCCUGGAAGACCCAGCUGUAGAUAUGCUGCACAAGGUCACCGAAAUGGUACGAGUGGCCUUUUCGAAAGUUUCUGAAAAAAAUUUUGAUGAGUUUUUUAACCUCCACAGAACGACCAAGUCCAAACUCGAAGACAUUAGAUUAGAUCAAGAAAAGGAAGCGGAGAAGAUGAUCCGACUUCACUUUCAGAUGGAGCAGAUCAUCUACUGCCAGGACCAAGUCUACAGGGGAGCUUUGCAGAAGGUCAGAGAGAAGGAAGCCGAGGAGGAGAAGAAUAAGACAAAGUCAAGUAGCUCCUUUUCCUCUCAAGCUUUGCAGAACUCAUCAAUGGCUGAGAUCUUUCAGCAUCUGAAUGCCUACCGCCAGGAAGCUCACAACCGCAUCUCCAGCCACAUUCCUUUGAUCAUCCAGUAUUUCAUCCUGAAAAUGUUUGCUGAGCAGCUGCAGAAGGGCAUGCUCCAGCUCCUGCAGGACAGGGAUUCCUGUAGCUGGCUCCUGAAGGAACGCAAUGACACCAGCGAGAAGAGGAAGUUCCUGAAGGAGAGGCUGUCAAGGCUGUCCCAGGCUCGCCGCCGGCUAGCCAAAUUCCCUGGUUAAGCUGGCUUUGUCCUUCCCCGUAUUUCCUGGACAAUAGUACUUAGUGACAGAAGGGCUCCUGCCUUUCCUGGUAGCUAUACCACUACCCUUUAGCCUCUGACCUGGUAUUGGUGUUAGCAAUCAGGAGCAAAGGGGAGCUUUCUGCUCACUCUGAGAUGAGGAAGGAGAAGAGGCUCUCAAAACACAGGAAGUAGAUGUGUAGACAAUGCCACUUUUCUGUUAUGACAAUGACUUAACCCUCAGAACCUUUCCCACAUUAGCCUCUACUUUCUUAGCACCUGUUUCUGUGCACCCUACUAGUUUAAUGAACAAAUGAGCCAUGGUCUUGGGAA